Salvia miltiorrhiza (redroot sage) is the source of this 464-nucleotide messenger RNA. Its product is annotated as probable RNA-binding protein ARP1. The record is from RefSeq and is a predicted model, not a curated record. Gene Ontology annotation, molecular function: RNA binding. The transcript has a single exon. NCBI's taxonomy places the organism in Eukaryota, Viridiplantae, Streptophyta, Magnoliopsida, Lamiales, Lamiaceae. The coding region runs from base 50 to 304 and encodes 84 amino acids.
CACCAAAGUCUUCGUGGGCGGCCUCGCUUGGGAGACCCCCAAGGAAGCCAUGAAAGACCACUUCGAAAAAUACGGCGACAUUCUCGAAGCCAUCAUCUCCGACAAGCUCACCGGCCGAUCCAAGGGCUACGGCUUCGUCACUUUCAAAGACGCCGAUGCGGCCAAGAAAGCGUGCGAGGACCCCACUCCGAUCAUCAACGGCCGCCGCGCCAACUGCAACCUCGCCGGCCACGGCGGCUGCCGCUGCACCUUCCCACCACCGUCGCCACCGCCGCUGCAACCAUGGGCUCAGCAGCAGCAUUGAUACGCCUUCACCUGGAAGCAAGAACUCAGCAUGUCUAGAUGAUAUGCCUCCUAAACAGGACCACACUGUCAUUGACGUACCUAUCAUUGGGAGAUCAUCUGUGACAAAGAACUCACCUGAUGGAAAGUAUGCAUCAGUGUUUAUGACAGAGCUCGGUAUA